This is a messenger RNA of Alligator mississippiensis (American alligator), 5110 nucleotides long. It is a transcript of the gene TSPAN14, whose product is annotated as tetraspanin 14. Gene Ontology annotation, biological process: regulation of vascular endothelial growth factor signaling pathway; protein localization to plasma membrane; protein maturation. Lineage: Eukaryota; Metazoa; Chordata; Crocodylia; Alligatoridae. The transcript is spliced from 9 exons. Gene Ontology annotation, cellular component: membrane. The record is from RefSeq and is a predicted model, not a curated record. The coding region runs from base 108 to 920 and encodes 270 amino acids.
CAUGGAGUGACCGUGGCCGGGACAGCGCAGGCAGUACGCCCACCCGCCCGAGUUGCUGCGAGUCCCAGGCCGGCCCCAGGCUGCUGCGGGGCAUUGCUCUAUAGAAGAUGCACUAUUACCGAUACUCUAAUGCAGAAGUCAGCUGUUGGUACAAAUACCUGCUUUUCAGUUACAACAUAAUCUUCUGGCUGGCUGGAGUUGCCUUCCUUGCAGCUGGGCUUUGGGCAUGGAGUGAAAAGGGUGUACUGUCUGAUAUAACAAAGGUAACCCGUCUCCACGGCUUUGAUCCAGUGGUGCUUGUCUUAAUUGUUGGAGUAGUGAUGUUCACCCUGGGAUUUGCUGGCUGUGUAGGAGCACUGAGAGAGAACAUCUGUCUUCUGAAGUUUUUCUGUGGAACAAUUGUGUUCAUCUUUCUGUUGGAGCUGACUGUGGCAGUACUAGCUUUCUUGUUCCAGGACUGGGUGAGGGAGAAGUUCAAAGAAUUCUUUGAGAUCAACAUUAUAUCGUACAGGGAUGAUAUUGACCUUCAGAACCUCAUUGAUUCACUGCAGAAAAUUAACCAUUGCUGUGGUGCUCAGGGUCCAGAAGAUUGGGAUCUUAACAUAUACUUCAACUGCAGCAGUGAAAGCAAAAGUCGUGAGAAAUGUGGGGUUCCCUUUUCCUGCUGUGUACCUGAUCCUGCUCAAAAGGUUGUGAAUACACAGUGUGGAUAUGACAUCAGAAUGCAGAGUAAAAAUAAAUGGGAUAACUUAAUUUUCACCAAGGGUUGUAUCCCUGCUCUUGAAGCCUGGCUACCAAGAAACAUCUACAUUGUUGCAGGAGUCUUCAUAGCAAUCUCAUUGCUACAGAUUUUUGGGAUUUUCCUGGCCAGGACGCUGAUUUCUGAUAUCGAAGCUGUGAAGGCAGGGAAUAAUUUCUGAAAAUAAAAGCAGGCACCCACUGUGAAGACAAGUAUAUUUCACUGCUAUUAAUUGGAAAUAAAGGUGAAAGAGACAGACACAUGCAGGCCUUGAAGUAGUCCUGGUUUAAAAGCCUUAUUUCUAUAUCAUCUGGCUCUUAUCCUGCUUCUGCUUUUCUGCCUCAAGUUGGUGCAGAAAGAGAUCACUCAGCACCAUAUCUGUAUUUCUUAUUUUCCAGUGGAAGACUCGAAAAUUACAUCUUUUUUUAUUAUUGAAGAGGCAAGAUUCCACUAAGAAUGAGUCACAGACUUAGACUUUAGCAAGCAGAAAUGGAAACUGUCGUAAACUCCUCUCAUGACCAACUUUGUUACUAUAGGGGCCAUUCUGUCUUGACUUCCUGUUAUCCCUAUAAGAGGUUAGAAAUGUUACGUUCACAACUUGAGCGAUAACUUCAUCUCUUGCAUUGUUUGCUAUAGUCCUAGAAGCAGGUGUCAUAAAGAUCUAUGAAGAUGAGACUGGUAAAAUAAGAAAAGAUGGUAUUGUCAAAAUAUUGCAACCUAUUCUGGAGGCAUCAAGCAUUUCAAUGAAUCCUAUUUGAAUAGAAGGUCAAUGCAGUUAUGUGGUAAGAUAAUUAGUAGUCAUGAUAGUCUUGUAAGAAAAUUUGAGAAAUCACUAAAUAGGUAAUAAAACAUUGACUGUGCUGAAGCAGGAAAUAUUUUAGAUGAACAGAGGUAACACAGAUAUUUCAGUUGCAGGAACUUGUGCUUGAAACCAGGGACUGAAUAACAGAAGCCAUUUUGAAAUUGCUUAUCUACAUGUAUUCCUCAAGAACAGAAGAAAUUGUAAUUGUACAUCGCUAGCAUUAUAUGUUGGAAACCUUUUUUUUUCAGGACUUGGUUGGGUUAGAGUCUCUGUUUCUCCUUCCUGGAAGCUUGUAAAUAUUUUUUAUUUAUGAGGGGCGGGGGGGACUUUCUGAAUUGCUUACACCUUUUUAACUUUUAAAAGGGUGCUGUCUGCUGGGCUGAGGACAUUUCAAAAUGCUAUUAAUUCCCAGAGAUAGCUAGAGAUGCUAUAGUCCAGAUUUAGCCUCUGAUCUAAUAUCUCUCAGACCCAAUCUACUGCACAUUGUAAUUUUUAAAAUUCCUUUCACCCAUUUUCUGUGACUCCUGAUUGCUAAUGGUAGAGCUAAAAAAAACCCUUCAAGAACUCAAAACCAUGUAUGUAACCCUCCGAUUCAUGGUAUUCCUGGCUAGUCAAGAGCUUAUGCAUUGCAUGCAAAUCUACUGGGACACUGGACUUGGUAGAAUUAGUGUCACUUUUUUAAAACCUUUGAAUGCAUUUAUUUCUUCAGUGAAACACACUGCCUGAGCUACACAAAUGCUAAAUUCAGUCCCAGUGAUGUGGUGCUAAGAACCACAUCUUUAGACCUGGAGCCUGCCCCAAAGCGAACUUAACUCUUAAGACGGUGAUGCUCCUACUUCUAUCCAGAGUCAGUUAACGCCUUAAUUUCUUGAAAAUACUGCAAAGCCCACUGAGCUCAAAUGGAAAGACUUCUGCUGCCAUUUUUAAAUGUUGGGAUGCUGAUCCCCUGGAUGAGCUGCACUCAACUCCCUGCCCUGGCCCCCGGGUCCCAUUUACCGCCCUGGCUGCGCAGCGCCUCUAGCCCCUGCCCCUACCCCACUCCCUCCCUCAUCUUCGGGGCCUCGAGCUGCCACAUCUCUUCCCCUCCACAGACUUAUCUGUAGGGCGUUUCUGUCCAUGCUUCCCAGCUGCAUUCUUGUAAAUUGGUUAUUAGAUCAGUAUCGGCCGAUAUGCCGGGGGAAUGAUUGGCUAUCAGUGUCGGCCAAGAAAAUAUCGGUGCACCCCUAAACUUCAGAAAGCUUUUGCACAGGACUGCCACAGUGCUUGCUACAAUUGUUCUUCUGUUCUCUUAACAUGUUCUGUUCAACUUCUGAGUUUAAAAGACGAAGUAUUUGGCUAAAACCCCCUUGAAAUAGUUGUAGUUGUCAAUUUUUACCACUGGCCAUUUACUAACAAAUUGUUUAUUGCUUGUAAAGAUGCCCUAUUUUUCAGGGAAAGCAGACUUAUUUACAGUGCCUAACCUAGUGUACAUUCUAGAAAAGUUUAUAUUUUUGUAAUUAUAUUUUGCUACUUAUAAUCUAAGCUGCCAGAAAGAUUUAAUCCUAUGUUUCUACGGUGUGUUGCUUUCUUAGGAUGCCAAGCUUUUGAAUAUCUCUGAAUGAAUAUCUUAAAAUGUUUCCAUUACCCAAGUAUUAAUGAGCAUUUCACUACCAAACAGAGCUAACAGUAAGCAACUGUAUUCGACCUUUAUUUAUUGAAGCUAAAUGUGGCUGUUUUGACAUCCUGUGAAGCAUUUCAUGGACACGGUAUCCUAUAUUUUGUGUGUGGCUUUCAGUUGAGCUUUUGAAGAUUCUUUUUCUGGCCAAUAACUGAGACACAACAGGAAAAGGAAGCCUAUCUAACAGUGGCUAAUUUGCUCAUGACAAAAGAAUGCCAAAAAAUACAGUGUCGUCUACUACUAUUUUCUAACACUUGAAGGUAAAAUCCCCAGGCAUACACUGAUUUUUACUUUGUCACAAGAAGAACAGCAGGAGGUAGGAAAAGAAAGCUGGAGAGAAGUCAAGGGAAGCAGUUUCAACAGAGCUCUGAAACUGAAGUCUGUGCCACAUGUUUACUGUAUUUAAUGUAGUAGGAACAGCUUCAACCUUGCUGACAUCUGCAUUUAGCAAGCAGCAGUGUGGCAUCUGUAAUUAUUGCUUUCAGCUCUUGUACUGAGAACGCUGGUUUGCAAGUUCCAAAAUCUGAAACUUAAAAGCCACAUCAUCUAGUUUAUUGUUGUGACCUAUAGUAAUCUAUUGGGGGACAUAAAGUUUGAAAAAAGUGCUUCCUAUUCAUAAGAGAGUAGUGGUGUCUGGGAAAUCAGACAACUGGCAUAGGGAACUUGUGAAGACAAGUGAAAACAAUUUGUAAGGCAUUGACCUGAAAGGCUAAUAAUACCAGCUGGUGAAAAUCAACGCAACUCCAAUGAAAUUACAUGAAUGAUAUCAGUUGAAGGUCUGCUUCAACGUAAGACAUGUUCAUGGUAUCUAUAUAUCUGUAGUUCUCCCCUGUAUGCUCAAUUUAAAGUUAGUGCCUGACCCCUCCUUUGUAUAUCCUCUAAGCAAAACAAUUUGUUUGCAGUAUAGCUUUUCAUGAUUAAUGUGUUCUGUUGCUUUUGCUACGGUUACCACCAACUAAUUGCAACAGUCCUUCAGUUAUCUUGUAAAUACCACAUUCCUCAAUAGUUCAUCUCCAUUUUGGGAUAUGGGGGGUUUGGGGUUUUUGUUUUUUUUUUUAUCUUUUCACUUCUUUCUGGUUCUAGGGAUCCUUCUUAGGGACCCAUUGAACACAACUUCUAAUUUUUUUUCCCUCAAAAGCCAUUUUAAAGAGCAGUUGUUGUAAUCGUGGUUAAUAUAGGUAAGAAAAGGCAGACAUAAGUUGACAUGGAAGGACUUUUUCCUAUUGUUUUUUAUUUAAAGGUGUAUUAUUGCUUCCUUUAUGAACUUGCUGUGUCUUCACUGAUAACAAUUUGGCCUCUGAGUGUGACAGCUUGUGUUUCUGACUAAAUUAACAUCUAAUACUAUCUCUAAAGCUCCUAAUGAAGAGCAACUCAAAAAUUCAUUCCACCACCAAGCACUGGCAAAAUGAUUUUGUGAAGUUGGAAGUUCAGAUGUCAAUGGUGGUAUUCAGAUCAUCUCUACAACACUACAGUAGAAACGAAUUGGAGUGUUUUCAUAGCAAUGUCAAAUGGGAAUGAUCCAGACUGAGAAGGAGGGGAGUGGAAUUGAUGUUCAAAAAGAGCAUUUCAUUUUUGGAAGGUAUCAGUUGCUUUUAUUUCUAUAAAGUGGUCUAUUUAUUUAACUUUUGCAGUGAUAUUGGACUUUGGGUCUCAUCUUAAUGUGCUUGGAUUUAAACAGCCACACCCUGCCUUUAGUUUAAGAUGAGAAUAGAUUCCUUUAAGCCCCACACUGAAUAAGAAACAAGACUAAGGGGCUUCCGUAAAGAUGCAUGCAUCUUUUAACAAUGUUUUUAGUCCAUGGAGGGGGGUGGAUCAAACUCUGUAUCACAGUUGAUUUCUUUUCUAACCUUUUUUUUUGGUCUAAGUCUUAAAAUAAAUCAAUCUUAAAUAAAUAAAAUUUCCAUUUUUUAAA